This is a messenger RNA of Linepithema humile (Argentine ant), 1837 nucleotides long. Lineage: Eukaryota; Metazoa; Arthropoda; Insecta; Hymenoptera; Formicidae. The record is from RefSeq and is a predicted model, not a curated record.
CGUCUACAGAACGUUGUUAAAACAUACGUGUUGUGUGGGAACAAGUUUAAAAAUAUUUUAUUCUAAAAUAAUUACUUAAGUAGCAAAUGAUCGUCAUCUGAUGUUUUUUUAUUAUUAUAAUUAGUUAUAUAAUAUAAUAACCUAUUUGAUAGGUUAUUAUAGAAUAAGCUACUUGAGUAUAAAAUCGUCAUCUUAAUAAAACGUUUGUCUUAAGGACAUCUUAAAAUAAAUCUCACAGACGUCUUGUAAGACAAAUCAAGAGACAUCUCAAAGACGUUUUUAAAUCGUCGAAAAUUGUUGCAGAGACGUUUUAAAUACGUCUUUUUGACAAUUUCGUAAGACGUCUGAGUGAUUUUAAGAUGUCUCUCAGACAAAUAUAAGACGACGUAAUAUUGUGUGGGUUUAUAAGUGUUUUCUGGGCGAAUACAAAAAACGUCAAACAAAGGCAAACAGGGCAUUAAUCAUUUCUUCUAAAUUGAGAUCAUGUACUACAUCAUAUUUUACGACGAUUGGUGCUCGACAAUACCGCAGCAGUGGGUAAAUUUUAAUACUCAGACAUUUUUAUGGCCUCCAAAAACUAUUAAUGUGACAAAGGCAAUAAUGAAAAGCAUUCAGCCGCAAAAUAAUUGGAUUACACUGGAUUAUCGACGCAUUACUGGACCAUAUAAAACGUAUGAUAUAGCUCGAAAAAUGGAAGAUCAUGCUAUUUAUGUCUCUACCUCGGAAGAGGGACAAUUGGAAAUCCUCAACCAACAACCAGAAAAAAACCCGCAAAAAAGAACAAUAAAAAGACCUGCUUUUCAUGAUGAAUUGGACGAUACUACCAACGAACAUACAACAAAAAAAAGACGACGCAUACCACCUCCCUCUUCUGCAUACAUCUCAUUGUCAGAACAACGUAAACAAUAUCCCAACAAUAGAAAACAGGACAAACACUUAUCAAAAAAUAUUGCUGCUGUGGCAUCAUGUUCUACUUACAUACUAGCAUCCAAUGAAAUGAAUAAUUAUAAAAAACAAAAUGAAAAUAUAAACAGUGUGAUAGUGCUUCCUUCAACUUGCGAGACAGAGGAACUUGGAGGUGUACAUAGUGUUUGUGAUGUCAAUGAUGUCAAUAAUGAUAUUCAUGAGGUAUAUGACGCUCAUGACAUUAAUGAGAUAUAUAAUGUAAAUGAUGUCAAUGAUAUUCAUGACGUGAGUGAUGUUCAUGACAUUAAUGCGGAGGUGGAUAAUGAUGAUGACGUCAAUGAUGUUAAUGAUGUCAAUGAUGUUCAUGAUGUUAAUGUUGUAAAUGAUAGUCACAUUUGUUGCGAAGCAUGUCGUACGACACUAAAAACUUUCACACAAAAAUUUACGACGAAUACAAUAAGAAUAGCGAAAAAAUUAGAUUUUAUCAUUAAUCUUAUUGAAAAUAAGGAUGUUGCGUGUGAGAGUACUCUUAAAUGUGACACAAAAUUAUUACCUCCUUUACCUCUGAUGACAAUAGAAGAUUAUUCCAAAUUUGAAGAAAAGCUUCAACAAGACAGGGAAAUCAGAAAGCAGUUUAAAAAGAAAAUUUCAACAAUUGGAGGAACGACGUAUGCUAAUAAGACAAGAAAUAUUAUGAAAUUUAUUCUAGAUGAUAAUGUUUCGAAAAAAUUAUCGUGGACAGGACAAAAACAAUCAAUACCAAUAAAAGACACAACAUUUGCUAGCAUUAUUAUAGAUUACAUUUCUACGAUAGAAAAUUGCAGUCUUUAUCAGGUGCAAAAAGUUAUUCAAGAAUGGUUGCGGCACGCAGGGGAUCGCCUCAGUUAUUUAUUGAAAAAAAAUGGUAUGGUAUAAAGUGACAUAUAAAUAG